AUGGCAGAGCCACGGAGCAUCCUGUUUCUUCUUCGACUGCUCGUUGCAUGGGUCACCUACUACACGGUUUUCCAUGAAACGAUCGCCAAGUCUUUCGUCGGGAUGAUUGAAGUUGGAAUCAUUGAUGACCACAACGAGUCCUCGUCAUCAGGGGGAGAGGACAGCGGGGAGAACCGCCGUCACCGUGCGCGUGUUAGGCGUCAACGCUUUCAGAUGUGGGUUGACGACCUGCAGCAUAUGCGGGACAUGUUCCGCAUCAACAGAGCCAUCCUUGAACACAUAAAAGUGGGCAUGCGCCACUGCAUGGAACCAGUCGUUGAGAGGACAAGAAUCACGAUAGACACAGCACUACUUGUCGCGAUCAACUAUUUGGCCAGUGGCAUCUCGUACGUGGACAUGUCAUACAUGUUUGACAUCUCCAAAACUCUGUGCCAUGAACUUAUCGACAUCUUCCUCAAGGAGUUCCCGGCCGUCUACAAGGCCGACUGGGUUCGCUUUCCGACCCGAGAUGAGCUUCAAGAAAUGGAAGCUGAGUUUUGCGCCAUAAAGGGGGUACCUGUGGUAGUGGGUGCUAUAGACGGGACGCACAUCUACAUGAAGGGGAUGGAGGGGCACCAGGCAGAGUAUUGGACCCGAAAGUCCACAUAUGCUAUGCAGCUGCAGGUCACAUGUGAUGCUCGCGGCAUCAUGUGGGACUAUCUCAUUGGGUAUCCUGGCAGUGCUCACAACCAGCGCGUGUUGAAGAACAGUGCUACUCGAAAGCCGGUGUUGAGGGAACGGCGGAAACGGUUAGGAGAGGAGUCUACAAGAAAUGGCGGCUACAGGAUUCUUACCUCAGUCGUCGGCGCUGCGCACCUAUAUCUCAACAUCGUCCUCAGCAGGGUUAACCGAGUGGGCGUCGCCACCCUUGCCGCGAGGAUGAAUUGCAUAUUGAGCUUCGGAUUCUGGCGCGGUGGAUCGGGAGGUGGUGCUGAUGCAGCACGAGGCAGCGGUGGACCGUCGUUGAACUCUGCACGUGUGGAUUGGGGAGGAGGUGAUUCCGCCAUCCGCUCGUGGGCAAGGCGCAAGUCUUGUUGCAUCCAUUUGUAG
Closterium sp. Yama58-4 is the source of this 1089-nucleotide messenger RNA. The record is from the annotation of a GenBank genome assembly. NCBI's taxonomy places the organism in Eukaryota, Viridiplantae, Streptophyta, Zygnematophyceae, Desmidiales, Closteriaceae.